AUCCACUUCUUGAUCACUCAGCAGUUCCACAAACUCUCUAUAUUUAAGAAAAAAGAAAAAUUCCAUAAACUCUCUCCUUCUCUUCUUCUACAAUUGGGAUUUCAGGAGUCCUUUCAAAAUGCUAAGAGGUUACAGCUCCCGAGAAAGCUCAGAGAAAGGAUUAAUGGUACUUGUUGGGUUGCAAACACUUGUGCAUGUAUCAGAAGGAAAAUCAAAAUCAAAUGUUGUUACAAAAUCUGCAAUGAGAAAAGCACCUCAUCAUCGUCAUCGUCGUCCUCAUCAUCAGUCCACUGAAUCUUGCUAUCUCAAGACUUGUCACUUAUGUAACAAGAACUUGAGCCUAGACAAGGAUAUCUACAUGUAUAGAGGUGACCAAGGCUUUUGCAGCAUAGAAUGCAGAAACAGGCAAAUCGUUUUGGAUGAAAUGAGAGAAUUAGAAGCAUCAACAGUGCAAAUGAGAAAAUCUUAUAACAGGCACUGCAGUUCUGCUGGCAGGCAUGAAACUCGCCUAAUCCUAGAAGAGAUCCGCCGAAGACAUAAGCCAGUUAUAGAUGAUCAUCAAAAAAAGCACUGGGCAAUAGUCUGAUAGUUAACCCACUUCUCCUCUGGUUCUUUUUCUCUGACCGGACUAAACAGAUAUUCAAUGAGAUAAUGUAAAGGAGACAAGAAAAUGACUAGUGGGGAUAUCUUUUGUUGGCCAUUUUGCACUAAUAUUAUGUCAUAGCAACAGAUAAAAAGUGAUAUAUAUCUAACAUUUGUCCCCUUUUCCUUU
Molecule: messenger RNA, 772 nt
Organism: Ricinus communis (castor bean)
Lineage: Eukaryota; Viridiplantae; Streptophyta; Magnoliopsida; Malpighiales; Euphorbiaceae
Product: FCS-Like Zinc finger 17
Exons: 2
Coding region: 119-586 (155 amino acids)
Source: RefSeq, a predicted model, not a curated record